UUGACGGUUUGCGAUACUAAAGAUUUUUCUGCUUUUAUAUAUUUGCUGUUUAGCCGUCCUACGAGACGCUAAAAAUGCAUCUUAUAUCGACGUUUGUGAUUUUUUUUUUAAUUCUGAGUUUUCAUCUUGGAAACUGCAACCCGUUUCUAAGGAAAGUUCUUGAUAUGUUCCACGGUGGCAAACAAAAAUUUCAGGCAAACGACGAGGCAAGGAAAAGCGUUGAUAUUCUGGAUGUAAAUGAAUUUAAACACCACGAUUACGAGGAAUUGACCUGGUUUUUAAAGUACUUUGCUAAAAAGUACCCAGACAUUACAAGAUUGUAUUCUAUUGGAUACAGCGUGCAGAACCGUAAGCUAUGGGUGAUGGAGAUAUCAGACAAUCCCGGAAAACACGAAGCUGGCGAAGCGGAAGUAAAAUAUAUCGGAAACAUUCACGGUAAUGAAGCCUUGGGCCGAGAACUUUUAUUACAGCUGAUAAAAUACUUUUGCGAAAACUAUGAAAAUGACCCAGAAAUCAAGAAUCUUGUGCAGCAGACAAGAAUACACAUUUUGCCGAGCAUGAACCCGGAUGGUUACGAAUUGGCAGCUGUUCGUGGUAAGGGGAACAAACUGGUUGGAAAGAGAAACGCUUUGCGAGUCGAUUUAAAUCGUAAUUUUCCGGACCAAUUUUUCCCCAGUACUACUGGUCCACCACAGCCCGAGGUCAGGGCUGUAAUGGACUGGAUUAAGGAGUACCCGUUUGUAUUAUCGGCCAGUCUGCAUAGCGGAGCUUUAGUUGCGCUCUAUCCUUAUGACGAUUCACCAUCAGGACAGAGUCAGUACAGCGCUACACCGGAUGACGAUGUUUUCAGACGUUUAGCAAAGACAUAUUCACAGGCGCAUCCCGUGAUGCAUCUGGCAAAUCCUAAAUGGAACUGUACGGAUCAAAAGGAAGAACAUUUCAUAGACGGCAUCACGAAUGGUGCCAGCUGGUCGAGUUUGUCAGGAGGCAUGCAGGAUUACAACUACGUUCACUCGAACUGCUUUGAAAUAACACUGGAGCUUGGCUGCGAUCGAUUUCCUAAAGGUACUGAGCUGGAAAAGUACUGGCAUGAUAACAAGAAGGCUUUGGUGGAGUUGACUCAGCAGGUGCAUUAUGGCGUGAGUGGAUUUGUCAAGAACAUACAAGGAGAGCCUCUCUCUGAUGCAACCAUUAGCGUUGCAGAUCGUCGUCAUGACGUCACUUCAUCAAAGGAUGGAGACUUUUGGCGCUUACUCGUACCAGGUUCAUACGAAAUCACAGCCACGGCACAAGGUUACCAGCCACAAACCCAGCUUGUGGAGCUUCGGGCGUUUGAAGGGAAAGUUGUAAAUUUUACUCUAAAGCCGACUCAAGAAGACGGGAUGAAGAUAUCACUUGAAGGAAGCGAAGACGAAUUAUUAGACCGAGUCAUGGCAGGAACCUUUGUCACGGACGAAGGAGUGGAUCCGAGGGAGCAUAUCAUCAAGCUGACCAAUCAGAAUGACAGAGAGGAACAGCCGUUUCAUAAACACGUAUUACAUCCAGGGCUUAACGACAGAUCAAGGUUGUCUCUUGAGAAUGCGCUUCUUAGCUAUGAAACUGCUCGUGGAAGUGGAUCUGUUGAAGAAAGCAAACCCGACGAUAUCUCUGGUGAAGGAGGAGGGAGUGGUGACGUAAAAUCCAAGCAGGAACCAGACAGACGGGUGUCUCAUCCAAAACUGGUUAAACCAGACAAACCUGUCACUAUCUCAAGACCGGUAAAGCCGGCUAAGCGUGUCACUAUUCAGAAACCGGCUAAAACCAUCAGCAACAAGACAGCCCCCAAAGUUAUUACAAAGCCCCAAGCUCCUAAACCGAAAAUCAAUGUGAUACAAAAGAAACCAGCGCUUGCAGCAGGGAAGAAAACUAUACCCUCUAAAUCACCUGCCACAGACAAGCGCUUCUUGAAGUUGAUUGGCUCAAACGUGGCGUGUCGUCUGGUUGGAAAGAAGGGAUUAAAGAAUGGAAACUUGAGGUGGGUGGGGCACUUACCCCACUUGCCAUUAGACGACUCCCAUCUCAUCGCUGGUGUGGAAUUAUCCACCGAUGAUAAACUGGGAACUGACGGCACAUAUCGUGGUGUAAAAUACUUUACAAGUGCUCCGAAACGAGGUUACUUCUUCCGACUGAGGGACUGUAAGGCUUUAAAACAUUGAAAAUUUAUUUCCCCUGAACUGAUUCGAAAUUAUCCGUCAUAAGCUGCACUGCAUUCAUUGUAUGCUAGUUUCGAGAAUCUGGUGUUAUAUGAGGAUGACGUAUAACAACCAUUCUGCUCCUCAGAGAGCAUCACUAAAAACCGCUUUGGCUCUCCCUUACAAUAUUAUUUUCAUCAUAGUGCGAUAUCAUUAUCAUUUGUUAAAUUAUCAUUAUUAUUAUUAGCUGAUGCCUUUUUGUAUUGUCAUCAACUUUUUUUCUGUACAAAGUUUUGAUAUUAAUCGAAACAAGAAGUUAUAAAACAAAAAAUAUAUAGCCACUUAAGAG
This is a messenger RNA of Pocillopora damicornis (cauliflower coral), 2520 nucleotides long. RefSeq names its product carboxypeptidase D. NCBI's taxonomy places the organism in Eukaryota, Metazoa, Cnidaria, Anthozoa, Scleractinia, Pocilloporidae. The record is from RefSeq and is a predicted model, not a curated record. Gene Ontology annotation, molecular function: metallocarboxypeptidase activity; zinc ion binding. Gene Ontology annotation, biological process: protein processing; peptide metabolic process.